AUGUUCUACUGGAGUUCUUUGAAGGCCUCCCACAGGCAGUCUGUUGGAAUACGUUUUAUCAGCUCUUGUGCGACCGAUAAACCGAAUCAACACUUGUUUGAGUACACCUCUGGUAGAUGGAUAUACAACGAGUCGCUUCGCCGAGCUGAAAGAGCCCUAGUCUUUAACGUCCAAGAGCUUAAACGCGUUGCUGCUGCCUCCGUUGACCGGCAUGAAGCCGAUAUCCAGAGCUUCAGGAAGCUUGCAGAAGGCGGAUUUAAUCGUAUUUUUGAAAUCACAAUGAAAGGUGAUAAUACCCAGAUUCUCGCCCGGCUACCCUACCCUUCUACCGUCCCUACAAGGCUUGCUGUUGCGAACGAGGUUGCAACGCUGGGCCUUCUCCGCUACCAUAAUGUUCCCGUGCCGAAAGUCCUUGGUUACUCUGCUAAUCCUGACAAUUCUGUUGGCGCGGAAUUCAUUCUUAUGGGGAAGGUUAAUGGAACCCCAAUUGGGGAUUCGUGGUAUACACUUUCAGAUAAACAACGGUUAAAAGUCUUAGCAGGAUUGGUCCAACUUGAGGCGAAGUUAUUUGCAAUCCAGCUUCCAGCAUCCGGUAGUUUAUAUUAUUGGCGCGAUUUACCCCCGGAAUUGCAGAAAGUUGCUGUCUACCUGUCCCGGGAUUCUAAUCUUCCUCAUGGUUGCCCGGAAAUCUGUGUUGGGCCGGACACGUCUUUGAAGUGGUGGUAUGCGGAACGGUCCUUUCUCCGUGACAUCAAUCGCUGUCCGCAUGCCGGUCAGUGUAUGGAGGCUGCAGCGAAGAAAGAAUUAGCAUGGUUAAAGUCCUAUGCGAAACCGCGCUUUCCAUUUGAACGAGGAUACAGGGAAGCUACGAAUUAUCAAAAGUCUGCUCCGGAGGAAUAUAGCGAAACUCUUGAGAAGUACCUAAAAAUCAUACCUUAUCUUGUCCCGCACGACAAAGGUCUACAGAGGCCAAUCUUGCGCCAUCCUGACCUCCAGCCUAACAAUAUCUUUGUUAACAAGGACUUGGACAUAAUUGGUUUAAUUGACUGGCAACACUGUUCCGCCCUUCCCCUCUUCCUUGCGGCUGGGAUUCCACACUACAUUCAAAACUAUGACGAUGAGGAAUCACUCAGUUUCACCCCUCCUAAACUACCUGAUAACUUAGAUGAAAUGAAUCCACAUGAACGCUCUGCUGCACUAGAAAAGUUUCGAAGGAGACACCUACACUUUUAUUAUCUUGAACUUACGAAACGAUUUAACCCGUGUCAUUUUCGCGCCCUUGACACAAACUCAAACCAUCUAUUAAAACGGAAAACGUUUAUCCAUGCUGCUUCUCCCUGGGAAGGGAAUAACGCUCAGCUAAAAGCGGAUUUAGUACAUAUCGUGAAAAAUUGGAAUAUCAUCGUUGCUUGCGCAGACGAUCAACAGGUGGACAACGCUAACUGCCAUAUACCUCAAUGCCCUGUGACUUUCGACCCAUCAGAAGCCCGGGAAGCUCUCCGCAUUGAAAGGGAAUAUGAAGAGAUGGAUACCCAACUCUCUCGAAUUCGAGAUGCUAUUGGAGUAAGCAUUGAUGGAUGGACGUCAAACGAAAUGUUUAAAGGUGCAGUUGAACGGGAACAGGAGCUUAAGAAGAUGGCAAUUGCCUCUGUCUCUGACAACAAGUAUGAUCAAGAAAUGACCCAGAAGCAUUGGCCAUUUGAUGACUUCGAUGAAAAUGAAUAG
This is a messenger RNA of Microsporum canis CBS 113480, 1725 nucleotides long. RefSeq names its product phosphotransferase family protein. Gene Ontology annotation, cellular component: mitochondrion. Lineage: Eukaryota; Fungi; Ascomycota; Eurotiomycetes; Onygenales; Arthrodermataceae. The coding region runs from base 1 to 1725 and encodes 574 amino acids. The record is from RefSeq and is a predicted model, not a curated record. The transcript has 3 exons.